AGGAGCUCGAGGCGGCCUGCCGCUGGGCCUGCCGCGCCGGCCGGCUGGAGCCCGCCUGCCAGCUGCGCAGGCCGGGGUCUGAAGCGCUCGGGGUCAUCUUGGCGGAGGAGAGGUCCGGCGAAAUGACUGAGUAUUGGCAGAGGCUGGCAGAGAUGGCUCCGCACAAGCUGGCUGCGAGCCCGCCAGAGGUGCAGCGUCUACUGAGCCCGCCGCCUCGCUUGCUGCUGGUCGUGGGUUCGAUGUUGCCAGCGCCAGAUCUGGCGGCGACCACCAUUUUCCUCACGAAGAGCGCGGCGGCAGCCGCGGCCUUGCGUGACCGCGGCUUCGCGGCGGAGCUGCGGGCAGAGGUCUUGCAACGUGGCGCCCACGCGGUGGACGCCGUCUAUCUUCAGGGAGGUGGGGAGGCGGCCUUUGAGGACUUGAAGAAGCUCGAGGAGUUGCAGCUGCUUUGCCCAGGCUGCCGCGUGGUGGCGGACUGCGCGCUGCUGCCGGGCGCGCCGGGCCUCUUGUGGCGCAUGCAGCGAAACCUGGAACUCAUCGAGGUGCAGGAGCCAGGUUUUCCUCCUGGAGAGAACUGGUGGGCCUUCUGGCGCUGGUCGGAGUCUUCGCCUCCGGCUGCAAGUCCUCAGUUGGCCCGCCUGGUGGCGGAGUCUGAAAGCCUGCGGAAGCCCAGGUCGACCAGGGCAGCGCUUCUCGAGAAGCGCUUCGUGUCAACAUCUUCCCAUGAGAAGGAGUAUGAUGACACUAAUCCCGCCGAGCGCCUCCGCGGCUUUGUCCGAAGUUUCGGCGAAGGCGGACUGCCGGCGCCCAUCUCCGAAGCGGCGCUGGAGCCGCCGCCCAGCAGCCCAUCUCUACAGCCGCGAGAUGCGGUUGAGGGCAUGGCCGAGGCGCCUGAUUUGCGGAACAUGUCCUUCGAAGACUGGCUUGCUGCUUUGGACACAUCCGGUGCAGCACUGUGCUACGUGUCUGCCGCUGAGCAGUGUUAUGACACGGUGGCUCAAAUUGCUCAGACCUACACCCUCGUGGACAAGACGUCCAACGAGAAGUCCCUGGACCCGCUGCUUUUCAGCGACCUGGAGAUUUCGGAGGCUCACAGGCCGCUGUUCACGCGGUGGUUUGUCAACGUCUGCGGCGUGAAGGCCUAGCAACGGACUGCUUCCAAGCACUGGCCCGCGCUGAGUCACCGCGCGGCAAGAUCUGCGGAUUUGGUCGAGUUGGACGCCUUCCAUGGGGCGUUCCACUUGAUGGUACCGAAGACGGGCCCAGUUCUUCUCGUUGCUCCA
This is a messenger RNA of Effrenium voratum, 1283 nucleotides long. NCBI's taxonomy places the organism in Eukaryota, Dinophyceae, Suessiales, Symbiodiniaceae. The record is from the annotation of a GenBank genome assembly.